Molecule: messenger RNA, 294 nt
Organism: Striga hermonthica
Lineage: Eukaryota; Viridiplantae; Streptophyta; Magnoliopsida; Lamiales; Orobanchaceae
Source: the annotation of a GenBank genome assembly
AUGGCGAUGAAGAGCGGCUUCAGGUUUUGCGCUUCCAAGCUACUGGGUUCUUCUCCUUCGGUUACUCCCAAAUCAGUGAAUAGGGGAAUUCACUCGACGAGUGUGAAGAAUAUGGGAGGAGGACACGGGCAUGACGAGCCCUACUACCUUCACGCAAAGCACAUGUACAACUUGGACAGGAUGAAAAACCAGAAACUCACGAUGACUCUCGGUGUUCUUACUGCAUUCAGCAUUGGUGUUGGUGUCCCCAUUUUUGCAGUCGUCUUUCAGCAAAAGAAGACUGCUUCUGCAUAA